This is a messenger RNA of Blepharisma stoltei, 1251 nucleotides long. The record is from the annotation of a GenBank genome assembly. Lineage: Eukaryota; Ciliophora; Heterotrichea; Heterotrichida; Blepharismidae.
AUGUGCAGAUGGAAUAACUUCUUAAACAAUAUAAUGGAUUUAUCAUAUAUUUUUAGUAUUAAGUUUGUAGAUGUAAUACUUAAAAUGGAUUUAUCCAAUUUUGCUACAGUCUGAGGGAAUUUUAUUGACUCCAAUGACCCUGAUCUGCAGGAGAACACUAGACUUGCGCUAUAUUCCUUAUCAACUCUUAUGCUUGAGCAAUCGCUUCCACCCAAAUCAAAAUUAUUCUUCACAGAUCUCCAAUCGAGAACCUUAAACUGAGAAACAUUUAACAAAAAAAUUGGAAAUGUGAAGAAGAGCGUUGAAAAAUUGCAUGAUUUCUUUAAGCAGAGGCCAUAUGAAAUGAACAGAAGGGCACCUCAGAUCAGAGGAAGCAGAUGAGGCUCAGAUAUGCCUGGUAAUAUGGAAAAUUCUAGGGAAGAUUAUUCUGAAGAAAGAAAAUUAUCAAAUUCUCAAGAACAGAAAUUUUCAGGUGAGGGCCAAGUAAAUAGAAAUUCCCAAAAUAGAAAAAUAGAAGUUCAAAAUAUCUCAAUAUUAGAUUCCCCAAGACCAUAUAGACCUGAAGAAUCUAAACUAACUGUUCAGCCAAAAUAUUUAGAAAUCACAGAAAUUUCUCAGCCAAAGUCCAAACCUGUUUUAAUCCCAAUCUCUAAAGAUAUCAAAGUUUUACUAGGAAAACCUACAUUUGAGGCAUCAGACCACUUUAUAUCACAUCCGUAUGCUGCGAACACAGUAAGAUUAUUUGUAAGAGACCAGAAGAUUUUUGUAUCUGAAACUGUAAUUCCUCCUAGUAACCCCAUAAUAGAUAGUAUGAAAAUACGCAAAUCCUCAAACCUUAUACAAGUAAAAUCAAUGAGCCUCUCAAUGGGCAUGGUUUUUGUUUUUGGAAAGAAUGAAAUAGUGGUUAAAGCUACAAAUUUUACCGGAGAUCUUGUGCUGGAAAUUUCAGGAGGUCCAAACCCUUUUACAUAUGAAAGGGUUAUUACUAGCUAUACUCGCAUUGGAUGCAAUGCAAAUUGUGAGUUGCAGCUUGAUAGAGAUGAAGAAAUACAGCAUUUUCACGCAAAUUUAAAAAAAAUAGAAAAAAGUUGGGUAAUUGAAGCAUAUGCUGAUAACAUAUGAUUAUGGAUGGGAAUGCAUUUGAGAAACAGUGCUUCUGGGCGCAGAGAUUCUAACGAAUAUCAAAUUUAUAAUGACUCGUGCAUAAGGAUACAUGACAGCAAAUACCAGGUGCGCCUUGUUGCCGCCUAA